AUGGCUUGCAGUUGCUGUGAAAGUGCUGUGGUAAACGCCAUGGACAUGACAAAGUCGGUUUGUGUAACAUUCAAAAUCGAUCUUAUUGGACUCUCUGUGAAUGUUACUAUCAGUUUGGACGGUGAUGCAGUGAGUCAAUUCACACUCGACACCAAAUCGCCACCCAAUUUAUGCCUGCCAGUGAUAUCGGACUUAACAUCGCUGACUGUGUGCCUCAAGAUGACUAUGAAUUUGGCCAGUGCAACCAGCCUUAGCAUCUGCCCAAAUUUCUAUAGCAACUACGAUGCGAAUCAAAUCCUUGCUUAUAAUUUUCCCUGCAUAAAUGUUGGUAUGGAUGGCAUCAGCUUUUCGUAG
Molecule: messenger RNA, 354 nt
Organism: Drosophila nasuta
Lineage: Eukaryota; Metazoa; Arthropoda; Insecta; Diptera; Drosophilidae
Exons: 2
Coding region: 1-354 (117 amino acids)
Source: RefSeq, a predicted model, not a curated record